Molecule: messenger RNA, 3626 nt
Organism: Pseudomyrmex gracilis
Lineage: Eukaryota; Metazoa; Arthropoda; Insecta; Hymenoptera; Formicidae
Product: probable cytochrome P450 6a14
Exons: 6
Coding region: 323-1846 (507 amino acids)
Molecular function (GO): monooxygenase activity; heme binding; iron ion binding
Source: RefSeq, a predicted model, not a curated record
AUAAUUAUUUUGCUUAGUCACACUUUAGAAUAUCAAACGUCAUGCAAGAUAAAUAAACCAGUAACCUUUACUGAGAUAAUAAUGCAUAAGUAUAUGUGCAUUAAUAAUGUGACAUAUAGAUAACAUUUUCGAUCUUCUUUAGCUUCAGUUUUACGCAGUCAGUUUUCAAGAUUUAUCGAACAGUAUUUCUAUGCUCUGACGGCUUACUGCUACAUUUAAUUUUGUGACACUUAUUGUUUUUGCAAAAAUAUAACGCUCAACACACAUAAAUUUUCAUAUAAUUUUUUUUGUUCGGAAUAUAUUUAAGAGAAAAAAGAGCAAAAUGUUAUUUAUAGGAUUAAUAACUGCUAUUGUAAUUGCUUUGUGUUCUCUAUAUAUUUAUUUCAAGUUUGUGGUAUUUACUUUCUGGCGCAAGAAAGGUGUAUUUUACAUCGAUCCCGUUGUACCAGCUGGUAAUGUGACAUCGUUAGUAAUUGGAAAAAUAUCAGUAGGCGAACUAUUUCGCGACAUUUACUUGAAAUAUAAGGGCCAUCGCGCUAUCGGAACGUACACAUUUUUCAAGCCGAACCUUGUGAUUGCCGAUCUCGAUCUUAUCCGAAUAGUUCUGACAAAAGAAUUUGCUAGUUUUCAUGAUCGGGGCUUCUACUGUAACGAAAAAGUUGACCCAUUAUCCGGUCAUUUAUUUUUAUUGCCUGGGAAAAAAUGGAGAAAUUUGCGCGUCAAGUUGACACCUACAUUUACUUCGGGAAAACUCAAGCAGAUGUUUGCAAUUUUGAAAGAAAGCGGCGAAGAAUUCGCAAAAUCUUUGGAAAAAAUAGCCGAAACGGAACCAUGCAUCGAAAUAAAAGAAAUGUUUGCAAGAUAUACAACAGACAUAAUUAUGUCAGCAGCUUUCGGAAUCAAAUCCAACUGCUUGGAAAAACCGGACAAUGAAUUUCGAUAUUGGGGAAAAAAGGUCCUCGAACUAGGUUCUUUUAAAAAUGCCUUGUUUCUGUUUGCACCUCAAAUUGCCGAUUUCUUUGCCAUUCCUCUUCUUGAUCGGGGUACUUCGAAUUUUUUCAUAAAUAUGUUUCGGGAUACCGUAAAAUACAGACAAACUCACAAUAUUGAAAAACACGAUUUUAUGAAUCUACUUAUACAACUUAUGGAAAAAGGCUACGUCGUUCCUGACGAGAAGGAAGAUACAACCGAUGCUUCUUCGGGUACAAGUAAGAUUACUAUGUUGGAAGCGGCUGCGCAAGCAUUCGUCUUCUUUAUAGCUGGUUUUGAAACGUCCUCAACUACGGCGACAUACUGUUUGUACGAAUUAGCGAUAAAUCAAGACGUACAAAACAAGCUUCGUCAAGAAAUUGAUGAAGUUUUGAAAAAACACGGCGAAGUGACUUACAAUGCUGUAAACGAUAUGACGUAUCUUCACAAAGUAAUAUCUGAAACUCUUAGGAAAUAUCCACCUCUGCCAAUGCUGAAUCGCAUCUGCACCAAAGCUUUAGACCUUCCAACAACGAAUAUUCACAUACCGGAAGGAACUUCAGUUACUAUACCGGUGCUCGGCAUACAGCGAGAUCCGGCGAUAUAUCCGAAUCCGGAUAAGUUUGAUCCCGAACGAUUUGACGCGGAUCAAAUAGCGGCUAGGCAUCCGUACGCUUACUUACCUUUUGGAGAAGGGCCUCGAGUCUGUAUAGGUACUCGGUUUGGCUACAUGCAGACAAAAGUUGGUAUCUUCAAUAUUUUAGCAAAGUUCAAGGUUACACUUCAUCCUCGAACUCCGGUGCCACUUAUCAUCGAUGAAGCACCCGUUAUACUUUCGCCUAAAGGCGGUGUACAUCUUAUAAUUGAGCCACGAUAAAAUUAUCAUAGUCUCUAAAUCCGCGGUUAAACUGCGCAAAAUUCUGCUACUAAGUAAUAACAAUGUCAAUAAGAUCAAACUAAUAGUGCGCAAAACAGAGUUAUGCAACGAUCUAUCAAAGAUAACGCUAUCGUCGUUUUGCCGAAUCAUUCUACGAACAGUAUCUUUUUAAACAGUCGAAGUUUAGAAUAAAACAAAAUGUAUGUUUAUGGGAAUAUCAAAAUUAUCGUAAAAAAAACAAAGAAAGAUCAUUACGUAAAUUAUCUUAAGAUCGAAAGAAGUAGCCGGAAAGAAAUUUAUUUACUAAUCAGAAAUUUACGUCCAUAAGUGGUAAAUAUAUAGGAUGCAUUCCAAAUGGUCAGUUUUAGUACAACUCCGUUCUUACGUAAUUGUGUGUGUGUAUAAAAAAGAUACUUUGCCGAAUUCGUGGCUUCAAGUUUUAUACGUUCGUUAGAAGUCUUUAAACAAACGCUAUCUUGCUUGAACCGCGUGACAAAGUAUUAAUUUUUUUCUGCGAAACUACAAAGGUACAUAUGUACAGAUAAUUUUCGUACAUGUGCCAGACCUUGUUUGGUAGAAGUGUAUAGUAAGUUAGGGGGAGGAAGGUUGUGCAGUACACUAACUACCAUACGAUACACGGCCUUCUUUCAGAGGGCAUGCCCAUCUGUGUCGGGGCUCGUGUUCAAGAUGUUGGUGACUAUGAUCACCUUGUAGAGGGGGAAUUAAUUCGGGAUUACACCUGAAUUAAUUUUUGGAGGCCCGAUUUAGUUCGCCGAUCAACCGGAUAAACUCGGUUGAAGGGGACUGGCCCAGAAAAAAUCCUUAGAUGGUGAGCGGAUUCGAACUCGGGACCCUCCAGAUUAGCAGCCUCUGCACUCAGACCGCGAGACCACUGGGCCGGUCCUUAUUACAACUUUGUGGUGUUCACUUUCUGGCGCAAGAGAAGUAUAUUUUACGUCGAACCUGUUGUACCAACAGAUAAUCUGACUCCGGUAUUAAGAGGAAAACUGUCAAUAGGCAAGUAAUUCUCCUUAAAAAAACUAUGAUAUGUAAAAUGUAACUAUUGGUGCUGGUAUAAGGGGAUCACCUUUUGAUCUCGACAAUUUAGAAAAUGUUUCUUUUGCAUUGCUUUUACUAUACUUUUUACUUUUGGUGCUCGUAACUUUUUGCACACUACUCUAUCUUCAUUUAUUAUAACUGCAGUUUUCUCAUCUUCUAAAACAUCUGAUAUAGCCAGUCCAAGUGUGAGUUGCACAGCGAACAGAUUUAAUUUGAUAUUUUAAUUUUUCGACGUUUAUACCUUUAUCAUUAGUAUGAUUUUUUAGAAAGUAUCAUUUUCGUCAGUUGAUAGUAAAAAUUCAUAUUCUUUAUUUUUGUUACUGAUAUCGUUUUCAGUAGAUAAAGCCUCUUGCACAAUGCGAAGGAAUAGUGAGAGAUAAGCAAUAGACACAGAAUUCCAACUCGUCGGAAAUUUUAUCGCUAUUGCUUAUUUCGUUUUCUGAUAUGCAUUGAUACAUUUGUAUUGGUGUAUGUUAGAUUCUGUGUAUGUUUCUACUGUUAUUUAUAAAUACAAAUUCUUUAAAACUGGUUUUAUUUCUAUCGCAAUAGCUAUUUCUUCCAUUGUGCAAAAGGCUUAAUACAUUACAAAUAUCGCUAUCGCUAUCGUCUUCAUUAUUACAAUAUUACAAUUCGAAUCAAUCGUUCCCUAUAAGUUUGACAAGCCUAAUCAUGAUUGAACCGUUAUCAAUUGUAUACAAAUAAAUCGGAUUUAUUGAUAGAU